GUACCGUCACCUACAACUCCUUCUAUGAUCUUACUUGUAAUUUAAGCAGUCUUUGCUCUGCGCAGAGCCAGCCAUUACUCCGUACAGUAUGUGCUACAGUUAUCGAUUCGGGAUUCUCCACCGUAUGCGGCUUUAAUGCAGGGAUCGUUCAUUGCCAAGAACGAAAACCCAGGCUUCGGAAAGGAUUACGGUAGCCGUUGACCAGAGCUCGCUGGAGACAUGGCAACGGCGUCGCUCCCUUUCAUCUUCAUUCCUUCUUCUUUAACUUACUCUACUGUACCAAACUUCUCUCAUCGGGAUCUUCAUCCCCUCCCUCACCGAAUUGUUUGUUCCUUGUUUUCUAUCCCACAUACCGGUAACUUUUGUUACACCAACUCCUUUCUCGUCACGAGGCAACCAGUUACACUUGCACCCUCCACACCCCUUUCUUGUUCCCUAACCCCAGUAGACGAAUAAAACCCCACCUCACACCCCAUGUCUUCAGCUUUCCGUUCCGUCUCCUGCAGGGUCGCCUCAAAUCUUCAAUACUCUGUCCGCAGCUGCCCCGCAGCACUCACAAGACGACACCUUCGUUUUCAACCUAGAAACGUUCAGUCUUCGUCAAUUCCUUCUACAUUUCGCAGAGUCCCAGCAAGAAAUUACGCGACAGGUCCCGGAAAGGGAGGGGAAACCGCCGGCUCUAAGAACCCGUUCCCUGUCAUCCCGCUACUUGUCAUCCUUGCUGUCGGUAGCGGAGGAUUCUACUUUCUUGUGCAGAGCCGUAAGGGUUUGUUUAUCAUUGGUAUAACCACGUUAUUUGUCAGCAGACUGAUACAAUGUUAGAGCCGAUGCCUGCCAUCGAGGAGCCAUCGAGGAAGCCUAGGCUGACAGCCGGGGAUGUAAAGAAGCCGGCUUUUGGUCCGGGUGAAGUUUCGGUUAUCUUUGUUCUUGGUCUGUUCUUAGGGUCCUUACUCUCGCAGAAGGGUGACAAGGCGAGAGCGAUUGAUAUUGUGGGUUGCUGACGGUGGUUUAGGUGGGCCGGGGGCGGGAAAGGGUACUCAGUGUCAGUACUUGGUGAGAGACUACGGGUUUGUCCAUUUAUCGGCUGGGGAUCUUCUUAGGGCCGAGCAAAACCGUGAAGGCUCAGAGUUUGGCGAGUUGAUCAAGACGUGUAUCCGCGAGGGAAAGAUUGUAUGUUCCUGUCGGUCUGAUCAGUGGGGCCAGUAGGGAGUCGAUGUACAGUUACUAACUAACUCUUUUAGGUCCCUAUGGAAGUUACCGUUGCCCUCCUCGAGAACGCUAUGAGAGAGGCUAUUGUGGCCCAGCAGAAGACUAUGUUCUUGAUUGAUGGUUCGUCUUCAAUUGGUCGGACGAUGGAUUGAUUUAAUCUGGGUGAUUUUAGGCUUCCCCCGUCAGAUGGACCAGGCCCUUAAGUUUGAAGAGGAAGUGACUGAAUCUAGGUUUACCCUCUUUUUCGAGUGCCCGGAGGAUGCUAUGCUGCAGCGCCUUCUCAAGCGUGGCGAGACUAGUGGACGUAUUGACGACAACAUUGAGAGUAUUAAGAAACGCUUUCAUACCUUUGAGGUUACCAGCAUGCCCGUCGUAGACUACUACGAUAAAAAGGGUAAAAUUGUGAGAAUCGACGCAUCGUCCACCCGGGAGGGGGUGUACUCGCAAGUUCAGAAGCAGCUCGUCGUACGCAGGAUCCCACCGCGUGUAUCUGCAUAAAUACUGACCUUCCGGCAGGAUAAACUUAAAGCAUAGAUGCCUUAUUAGAUUCUGCCGAAUGAUACUGUGCUUCCUUGUGCGCGCUGUCAACUAGAUACGCUGUGUUUCUCUUUCCAUUUGUCAAUUCACACACAAGUGGUUGUGAUGGGACAUCUCGCUUCUCCUUUGAUAUAUUAGUAAUUGGGGUGUUUGUUUGCUCUAUGUUCUUCAGCUACGGAUAUUCAUGUUAUUAUUGGUUUAGCGGUUUAGUUUUGGUGGAAGGGGUGGGUGCUGGAGGAGAUAACUAUAGAGCUGCUUUUCUCGGGUAUUAGAGGGAUAUACUGAGCUUGGAAGCCGGAAUGCUAUAUAGUGUAUGGUAGCAGUAUACGCAGCAUAAUCGCGAAGAA
This is a messenger RNA of Tuber aestivum (summer truffle), 2093 nucleotides long. The record is from the annotation of a GenBank genome assembly. Lineage: Eukaryota; Fungi; Ascomycota; Pezizomycetes; Pezizales; Tuberaceae.